AUGGCGACUGUCUCCCUCACCCAACCUCCAACUUUCUCAGAAGUCGCUCGGAAACGUCGUUUGAUGAGCCGGUCGGAUGAAGAAAUCGAGGACAAUAUAGACAUACGAAUCCAGUACAGGACAGGGUGGCCAAAGCUCGCUCAUCUCCCUUUGAGGACCGUAUACGAAGGCAACCCUGAUGCAUUCUUUCCAGAUCGGCAAACCCAUAUUUCACAGAUCAUCACUAUCCUCAGAGCACAGCAAAUCCCUAUAAGCUCCAUUUCCGUCGUCUACCGCGUGCCGUAUGGUGGCGACAACAGCAACAAGUUAGACGAAACUACUGCCACUUUACUUGUCACCACGUUCCCCGACGGUGACUAUAAUAGUUUUGUCGCAGCACGAGAAAUUCGGAAAUAUCUCAAUAGUCAUGAGAUACAUGUUUUAAUUGAGAUCAUUGAUGAGAGAGCUUUAAAGCCAAGCGUCUUUCCCAUUCUUCCUUCUGAUAAGGAGCUUAUCAGCAUUUGGAACGAGAGGUUGAAACAGACAACAAUCGAUAUUCUGAAAGCCAGUUGCUUGAAGGUAAUCUCGAUCACUAGCUGCGGACCUAUUGGAGGGACUUGGACUGGGAGUAUGGGAGGCCCAGUACGGCUUGAAAAGGGCGGUGAGGAUAUGGGCGUGUUCGGCCUAUCUAACCACCAUGUGGUAAGGUCUGAUAGCUUAGAAGCUGUGACGGAAAAUAACACCCCACUUCGUCCCACACAUUCUUCUGUUAAAUCGAUGUCAUUUCUUAUCACGUCACAGAGUGACCGCGACACGGAUCUGAUACUCCAAACUACUGAGGCUGGAGUUGAUGAAUUGAAGAAAGUAUUAAAAGGCAGGCCUGGUACACUGGGUCUUGAAGCAAUGGCUGAGACGGGUGAACGCUCCAAAGCUAAAUCGCUUGAAGCUGUUCAAGAUCGUCUUGCCCGUGCUGAACAUCGAGCAUUGAUAAUAAAAGAUGCGAACAGAGUACUUGGGAGUGUGUCUACGGGUUGGACAGAAGGGAAGGUUAGUGCGAUAGAAACGGUGUUUUUGAAAGGUGAAUCUAAGUACACACACGAUGUCCUCGCGUGGCCUGUGGUGCCUUUACAUCGGCACAAAUAUGACUUUGCUGCUCAGGGAGAUGCGGGUGCGGUGGUGGUUGUCUCUGACGAGCUUGCUGUGGAUUGUGGGUGCUGGGUUGGUUUGCUAUUCGCCGCAAAUCUAGCAGCAGGAACCGGCUUUUUUGUUCCGAUGAGCUUGGUCCUUAAGGACAUUUCUGAGAUAACUGGCUGCCAGGUUGUUCAGCCCAGUAAAAUAUACUUUUGA
This is a messenger RNA of Histoplasma mississippiense, 1326 nucleotides long. RefSeq lists its product with no specific name. Bases 1 to 1326 code for a protein of 441 amino acids. The record is from RefSeq and is a predicted model, not a curated record. The transcript is spliced from 4 exons. NCBI's taxonomy places the organism in Eukaryota, Fungi, Ascomycota, Eurotiomycetes, Onygenales, Ajellomycetaceae.